Molecule: messenger RNA, 4827 nt
Organism: Helobdella robusta
Lineage: Eukaryota; Metazoa; Annelida; Clitellata; Rhynchobdellida; Glossiphoniidae
Exons: 5
Coding region: 1-3846 (1281 amino acids)
Biological process (GO): late endosome to vacuole transport; autophagy of peroxisome; protein phosphorylation
Cellular component (GO): phosphatidylinositol 3-kinase complex, class III, type I; nucleus-vacuole junction; phosphatidylinositol 3-kinase complex, class III, type II
Molecular function (GO): ATP binding; protein serine/threonine kinase activity; protein binding
Source: RefSeq, a predicted model, not a curated record
AUGGGAAAUCAACUAACAACAACAGUUCCUUCCCAAAUUUGGCCUGUUGAACAAUAUUUAAAUGAUUUAUCUGAUUUUGAUUUUGUUGAAAAUCUUGGAAGUACCAGGUUCUUCAAAGUAGCAAAAUCGAGAAGUAAAGAGGGCUUGGUUGUGAUAAAAGUAUUUGUACUGCCAGAUCCUGCUAUUCUCUUAGAAUCUUACAAAGAGCAAGUUUGGAAUAUUCAAAGCUGUCUUAGUUUAUCAUUUAAUUGUUUACCUUAUCAACGAAUAUUUCAAUCAGAUAAAGCCAUUAUGCUUUUCAGACAGUACAUUCAGUAUAGUCUCUAUGAUCGCUUAAGCACACAUCCAUUUUUAUGUUCGAUUGAAAAAAAGUGGAUUGCUUUUUUACUUCUUACGGCAAUUAAUCAAUGUCAUAAACUUAAUAUUUAUCAUGGUGACAUAAAAUCUGAAAACGUUAUGAUUACUAGCUGGAAUUGGGUUUCGUUAACGGAUUUUGCUAGUUAUAAGCCGGUUUAUUUGCCUGACAAUAAUCCAACAGAAUUUUCUUUUUAUUUUGAUACUUCUCGUAGAAGAACAUGUUACAUUGCACCGGAAAGGUUUGACGAUGAUGGACCAUCUGAUGAAAUGCUCACUGACCCUGUUGAAACAACUCUUGAAAGCACUAAAACAGAUGAACUUUUGCCCUCAAUGGAUAUUUUUUCAACUGGUUGCGUGCUGAUUGAACUUUUUAGUGAUGGUGCCAAGCCAUUUGAUUUAAGUCAGUUAUUAUCAUAUCGAUCAGGUGAUUACUAUCCAAGAGAAUCUAUAGAUUUGAUUGAUGAUGCUGAAAUAAAAAAGCUAGUUGAACAUAUGAUUCAGAAAGAUCCAUCGCUUAGACUCAGUGCAGAUGAAUAUUUAAAAAUGUUCAAAAGAAAAAUAUUUCCAGAUUGUUUCUAUACUUUUUUACAACCUUACUGUCAAAGAUUUGCAUGCUAUCCAUUGCUGUAUGCUGAUGAGAGAAUUCUUCGUUUGCACAGAGAUAUUGACUUGAUAAAGCAAAAACUAGUAGUUGAGACAGACAAAAAUUCAGACUUGAACAUCAUUUCAGAUUCAAACAUAAUUGAAAACCUGUUGAUAAUAUUAUCAGUCGUAACGUCAAGUAUUCAAAAACUUGUUUUAAGUAAUUCUAAAUUAAUUGCCUUGAAUUUAUUGAAAUUGUUUUCUAACCAUCUGCCAUCAGAAAUCAUUUUAGACAGAAUUUUACCAUAUGUUUUAUUUUUUGUACAUGAUAAUUUUUUUUUAGUCAAGUGCGAAACCAUCCGUACUCUAGUUCAUUGUCUUUCAAAAGUACGCUUUGUCCCCCCUGAUAACAUCAGUAUAUUCACAGAUUAUAUAUUUCUUUCAACCAAUUAUCUGUUGACUGAUAAAGAAUCAGCGGUCAGAAUUGAAUUUGCAAAAAAUAUAGCCUGCAUAGCAGAGCUGGCUGUUAGAUUUCUUGAGUUAAUUCAGUUGCACAGUAAUAAGAAAACAUCAGUUAAUCAGCAGAAGCAUAAAUUAACGUCAGAGUUGCACGACUUUUCUGCUCAAAAAGUUUCUUCAUAUGAUUCGGAGUUAACAACACUGCACGAUGUUAUACAACAAAAUGUAGUGUCAUUACUAGGGGAUAAAGAAAAUAACGUAAAAAAAGCUUUGCUGGAAAACGGAAUAAUUAAGCUAUGUAUUUUUUUUGGUAGGAAGAGAGCUAAUGAUGUUUUGUUUUCCCAUAUGAUAACAUUUUUGAACGAUAAACAAGAUUGGCAAUUAAGGGAGCUUUUUUUUGAUAAUAUGGUUGGCGUGGCUGCAUAUUUAGGCUGGCAGUGUUCUAGCAUUUUAAAACCUUUGAUCCAACAAGGUAUAUCAGAUCCUGAAGAGUUUGUUGUCAUAAAGACCAUUUCCAGUUUUUGUUGUUUAAUUAAAUUAAAUUUAAUGCCAAAGAAAGUGUUGAUAGAUUUAUUUCACGAAACAAUUUGCUUAGUCCUUCAUCCAAAUAUUUGGAUUCAAAGAAAAGUAAUAGGCUUGAUUGGAGUAGUUGCCGAAAAAAUGGAAUUGUCUGAUGUCUACAGUUACGUGAUACCUUUGGUCUCCAAAUAUUUUACAAAUUACUUUUACCAGAGCGACGAAUUGGUGUUAAUAGAAUCAGUGAAUGCACCAUUAUCUAGACCACUUUAUCAGCAAUUAUUAAAAUGUCCAUACCCUUGGGAAAAAAUGGUCAAACGAGAUGGCAUGUCUACAGAAAAAUUUAAUGGUUAUGUAAAUUUGUUAACUCAUCCCGUAAGUUCAAAUAAAAGACAGGUGCCACAAUAUUCAUCAAGUGAACAAAGAUAUAAAGAAUUUUCAGAUAUGACCGAAGUGACUAAAACAAAACUUACUAGAGGAAACAGACAUGUUAAUUCUCGAAUGAAUGAAGAUUGGAAACAGAUGUUCAAUCCAGUAGAGACAUUUGAUGGGGGAUUGAACAAACCAUUAGAACCUAUAGAAGCAACAGAAAAGGGGGAACAGAACCAAUUUAUCCCAGCACAUCUAGAGCUUGAAAAUUUGAAAGCGCAUAAUUCAAAACAGAUAGUUGCCUGGUGUAAAAAUAACAUCGACGACAUACAGACUUACUAUAAAACGCAUUGUGAAUCAAAAAAAUAUUUUGUGGAUUCAAAUGAAGGGGCAUUGCUCGAUGAGAAAAAAAAAUAUUUGGAUUGGAAGCCACAAGGUUAUAUGGUAGCUCAUCUACAUGAACACAGAGGAGCCAUAAACAGAAUCCGUGUUUGUCAAAAAAAUCCUCUUUUGGCCUCUUGUUCCAAUGAUGGAUGCGUUAAGGUGUGGGACAGCAGUAGAUUAGAUGGCAAGAGUAUUACAAAUCGUUCCAAGCUGACUUACAGCAAAUUAUCCGGUCAAAUAAAAUCAAUUUGUUUUGCACAAAAUUCUUCAAAUAUUAUUGCAACAUCAGAUAAUGGAAUGAUGCACGUUUUCAAAAUAGAUUUAUCUAGUAGACCAAAUGCAAUCCUCACUAAAGAUCUUGACGCGAGUAAGAAUGGAUUGGUGGUUGACAUGAUGCCAACUGAUCAUCUGUCAGAAAAUGUAAUUGCACUUGCAACUGUGCAUGGGUUGAUGUUUGGUUGGGAUUUGAGGACACCACAAAAACACGUUUGGCAGGUACAGACUGAUCCAAAGUAUGGUCUAAUUACUAGUUUUGAUGUAAAUAAAAAAUCUAAUUGGAUAGUCUGUGGGACAAAUAGCGGAAAUCACAGCUGCUGGGAUUUGAGAUUUCUAUUGUCAGUAAACAAUAUCACACAUCCUAACCCCAGUGGAACCAGAGUGAAAAGGUUGAUUGUUGAUGAAAGCUCACCGUCUUUAAUCUUGAGCUCAUCUUAUGGCAACAACGAAUUAUUAUUUUGGGACGUAGAAACUGGCGCCAGACAAAAAGUUUUGUGGGCCAGUCCGAAGGCUAUUCUUACUUAUGAAAACCCGACAAAACAUUUCUUCAGUGGUAUAUACGCUACGUCAUCAUAUGUUAUAACAGCUGGGUCUGAUAUGCGAAUUAGAUAUUGGAAUUUAAACAGUCCUAGUGAAUCUUUUAUUGUAGCAGGAUCUUCGGGAGACUCUAAAGAUGUGAAUUCUUUAGUUUCUUAUAAUACAAGACUGGUUGAAGCAACCCAAGCAAUCUACGAAUCGUACCACAAACAGCCCCCCAGUUCAACAUUUGACGAAGAAAGUCAUAUUAAACCGUACGUUCCUGUAGGGCACAGAGAUGUAAUUACAGAUCUGACUGUCUGUAGCUCUACACAACAUUAUAUAAUAACUUCUUCUAGAGAUGGUAUUAUUAAAGUUUGGAAAUAACAGCAUAAGUAUUUGAAACUGAUUGCGACGUCUACGGUCGCCUAGUUACAUUUUUAAUUACCUGAUGUACAUUUCAUUUUUUGACUUUAGAAAACAAGAGUAGGUCUGUAAAAAAUUUAUUGUUCUAAAAAAGAUGUAAUCGUUUAUUUUGGCAUUUUAACUUUUAAUUUCAAACAGAAUGUUAAUCGUGACUUUACAUUAAGCCCCACUUAAAAAAGUGCGACUGACGUGCAUAAAUCGUCAAAAAUUGAUUUGUGCAUUUUUUUUUAAACAAUUCACAAUUGCACAAUAUUCGUCCAGUUUAAAAAUUCAUAAUUUAGUUUAAAUAAGUAUGAAACAAAAGCAAUUAGAGCACCACAAAAUAAUAAAACAAAAAUUUUAUUUUUCUUGUAAACUUUAUUUGAUUUAGAAGGUUGAGAUUCUUCAGCAGCGAUUUCGACUUUUUUUAAUGGUGGGCAUAAGUUCGAUUCCAGCUGAGUGUCCUCAUUUAUGCAUUCAUCAUAAAUAGUUCUGUGUUGAUGUUUCAACUUAAUCCGCUUUUUGAGAUUUAUUGAAUUUUCAUUCACCCCAUUAUUUGCUAUCUGAUUCAAGCUUUCUGAACUCAUUUUACUUUUGUUUUGAAAUGCACUCAAACCCGAACUUUGUUGUGCAACUUCACGAUUGAGUUCAUUUUGGUUUCUCAUGCAAUUUUCUUUAUAGUUUGUGUAUGACCUAUUGUCAUCUUUAUGAAAAAGAUAAAAGUCAUUAAUUACAUAUUAUACAAAAUGUAUCUAAAAUUGUGAUUACCGUUGGAAUUGCACUGAAUGUAACAUUGUUCAUCAGGAUAAAAACUGUACGGUGGUGAAGAAGUGUGUGAGAACUCUUCUAGUGAUUUCCAGUGUCCUCCCUGCUUGUAAUUGCUCAAACUCUCUACUGUAAUACAUAUCAAUAGUGUUCAAAAAUUAUAAGGAACAAGACGGCUACUGAAAACUUACAACUCUC